Molecule: messenger RNA, 2364 nt
Organism: Blumeria graminis f. sp. triticale
Lineage: Eukaryota; Fungi; Ascomycota; Leotiomycetes; Helotiales; Erysiphaceae
Source: the annotation of a GenBank genome assembly
AUGCCCACCGUCAAGGGAGGCGUAUGGACCAAUAUCGAAGAUGAAAUUCUCAAGGCUUCCGUUUCCAAGUAUGGACUCAACCAAUGGGCUCGGGUCUCCUCUCUUCUCGCGCGAAAAACGCCAAAACAGUGUAAGGCUAGAUGGAACGAAUGGCUCGAUCCUGGAAUUCGCAAAAUCGAAUGGAGCAAAGAGGAAGAUGAGAAGUUGCUUCAUCUAGCCAAAUUAAUGCCAACACAAUGGCGGACUAUCGCACCAAUCGUUGGCCGAACUGCAACUCAAUGUCUAGAGCGAUAUCAACGACUUCUCGACGAAGCUGAGCAAAAAGAAGUCGCUGAACUCGGACUUGGUGGACCUGAUGGAGGAGAGACAAAGGCCCCCUCAGCUGAUGAUGUCCGACGCCUACGACCGGGAGAAGUUGAUCCCGACCCCGAGUCAAAGCCUGCCCGACCAGACACUAUCGAUUUAGAUGAAGAUGAGAAAGAGAUGUUGAGUGAAGCGCGGGCACGAUUAGCUAAUACACAGGGUAAAAAAGCCAAGAGAAAAGCUCGCGAGAGACAACUGGAAGAGUCGAGGCGGUUAGCUGUUCUACAGAAACGUAGAGAGCUAAAGAAUGCUGGAAUCAAUAUCAAAGUUGUCAAUCGGAAGAAAGGCCAGAUGGACUACAAUGCAGAUAUUCCCUUUGAAAAAAAGGCAGCCCCGGGUUUCUAUGAGACAGAGGAAGAGGUUCUGAAAAACGAGUUGGAAAGAGAGGCUUUUGAUCCAAGAAAACAACAAGUUAUAAAUAAACGAAAGGUUGAACAAGAUAAUGAUACUGAUCGGAAGAGGAAGAAAGGAGAGAAAGAGGCCCCAUCAGCAUCAUACCAAGCUGCCAUGAGAGCAGGUCAGCAGCAAAAAAUCCGAGAAGCCGAGCAAAGCAGUAAGCGAAGGGCUCUAGUUCUUCCAGCCCCACAGGUUGGUGAAGGAGAACUAGAAGAGAUCGUCAAGAUGGGAAUAAUAGGGGAGAGAGCUAAAACAGUAGCCAUAUCCAGCGAGAACGACGCCACAAAGGGGCUAGUCAACACAUACUCUGCUAUCAAUGGAAGUGCACCGAUUCGAACCCCUAGGGCGCCAGCACAGGAAGACUAUAUUGCUAAUGAAAUCCGAAAUAUUAAGGCGCUUACGAACACUCAAUCAUCAUUACUUGGAGGCGAAAACACACCUUUAUAUGAAGGGGCUGGUAGUACCGGCUUUGAUGGAAUCAACCCUCGUAAACAGCAAAUCGUAACGCCUAAUCCCAUGGCUACUCCAUUCAGGCCGAUGGCAAACGCCGAUACAAAUUCAAUGGGACCUCCUAGGUUGCCAGGACAAACACCAAUAAGAACACCUCGAGAUGGGCUUGCUCUAAACAAAAGUGGAGAAAUACAGCUCAUAGCUAGUACCCCUCAGAACAUGAGACUCCAAGAGCUCGCACUAAAACAAAGAGUCAAAUUGGGUCUCUCAUCUCUACCCAAGCCCAAAGAUGCGGAAUGGGAGCUGGAACUUCCAAUAGAGCAAAACGAGCCGAGCUUAAGUACACAAGACCUAACAGAAGAUGCUGAAAUUCGAGAUCUACGAAACCAAAAAAUUAAGGAUGAGGAGGAAAGGACGAGCUUUCUACGAAGAACUCUAGUUGUUCAAAAGGGACUACCAAGACCAACAACAAAAAAUAUACACAGUCUACUUGUAAUAGAUUCAAUUGGGACAGAUGUAAUUGAAUCUGCAAUUAUCAGAGAGGCAGCUCUGCUACAGGCUCAUGAUGCGAUGCAACCCUCGAGGCCAGACACCAAAUUUCCUGAUAACAUUGAACCUCUAGAGCUAUUAAGUGACGAAUUACUCGCAGAUGCGCGCUCGCAACUGGCAGAUGCCGUUGCUGAAGAGAGUAAACAAGGUAAACCUCAGAUAUCCGAUGAAUUAUGGCAAAAUUCCCAAAAAUAUAGACUUCUCCCUCGUAUAUACUUUGACAUUAGUGAUGAGGAGGAGCAAGGAAUUUUUAGAAAAGUGUUUGAUUCUGCACAUGAAUCACUUAUCUCCUCUGCAACCAAAAAUAACAAAAUAGAAAAGAGACUCGCCGUGCUUUAUGGCGGCUACCAGAAUCGCGCAAAGACCUUGCGACAGAAAAUAAUAGAUGCAUCUGAGGCAUUAAGUAAGGUGCGGCGGGCUCUGAACUCAUUCCGCAUACUCAAAGCCAAUGAAGAGAUUGCCAUCUCCAGGAGACUCGAGAGCCUGAGGGCAGAGGUCUCUCAUGUGAGUCGUCGGGAGAGGGAAGCUCAAGAUUUGUAUCGGGAACGUACGCAGGAAUUAGCUACAUUGGAUUUAGGGCGGGAAAUAGCAGCUGUUACGAAAUGA